UGUAGGAGAGGGAGGAGGAAGGCUGAGUUUAGACAGGAGGAAAAGAGAGAGUGUAAAAAUAGCAUAUAAGAAGGAGGAAAUACAACAUUUAUCAUGGCGUCGGGGGACACUCUGUACAUAGAAACGGACGGGUCAGAAAUGCCAGCGGAAAUAGUGGAACUGCAUGAAAUCGAAGUAGAGACAAUCGAGACAACAAUUGUUGGAGACGACGGUGAACACCAGCCUAUGAUCGCGUUACAGCCUCUUGACUCGGAUGAUCCACACUCGAUUCACUCGCACCAGGAGGUGAUUUUGGUGCAAACAAGAGAGGAGGUGGUGGGCGAAGAUGACUCUGAACUGCACACGGAUGACGGGUAUGAGGACCAAAUCCUCAUCCCAGUGCCUGCCGUGGAGGAGGACUAUAUCGAACAGACUCUUGUUACUUGCGCCGGGAGAAGCUCUUCGACAGGCCGGAUGAAGAGGGCUGGAAGCGGAAAGAAAGCGGGCAAAAAGAGCUACAUGAGCGGGGGAGAAAUGGGCAGAAAGUGGGAACAGAAGCAGGUCCAGAUAAAGACUUUAGAGGGGGAGUUUUCAGUGACUAUGUGGGCAUCGGAUGACAAGAAGGACAUAGACCACGAGGAGCAAAUCAUAGGGGAAAACUCUCCACCAGAUUAUUCUGAAUACAUGACGGGGAAGAAGCUUCCUCCUGGAGGGAUCCCAGGCAUUGACCUCUCAGACCCCAAACAGCUGGCAGAGUUUGCACGAAUGAAGCCAAGAAAAGUAAAAGAAGACGAUGCACCCAGAACGAUAGCCUGUCCACAUAAAGGAUGUACCAAGAUGUUCAGGGACAACUCAGCGAUGAGAAAGCACUUGCAUACCCACGGGCCUCGUGUGCACGUCUGUGCAGAGUGUGGCAAAGCCUUUGUGGAGAGUUCAAAACUGAAGAGGCAUCAACUGGUACACACAGGAGAGAAACCUUUCCAGUGCACAUUUGAGGGCUGUGGCAAGCGGUUCUCUCUGGACUUUAACUUGCGCACACAUGUGCGUAUUCACACUGGAGACCGCCCGUAUGUGUGCCCCUUUGAUGGCUGCAACAAAAAAUUUGCCCAGUCAACCAACCUGAAGUCUCACAUCCUCACACACGCCAAAGCCAAAAACAACCAGUGAAAAGACAACGACGUGAACACACACUGGAGGACUUGACCCGUAUCUCCGCUUCUUGACAAACUAAUGUCCCGUGGCCUGCUUUGUUGUGAAACAAGAAGUCCCCUUUGUAUUAUCUCUAGAUAAAAGGUUUUUGAGAAAUUACCUUUUCUCAGACUUUUUGAUAAACUUAUGGAGGUUUGAACGAGGAACUCAUGAGAACCCCCCC
Molecule: messenger RNA, 1351 nt
Organism: Anarrhichthys ocellatus (wolf-eel)
Lineage: Eukaryota; Metazoa; Chordata; Actinopteri; Perciformes; Anarhichadidae
Gene: yy1a
Product: YY1 transcription factor a
Exons: 5
Coding region: 94-1146 (350 amino acids)
Biological process (GO): regulation of transcription by RNA polymerase II
Cellular component (GO): transcription regulator complex; PcG protein complex; chromatin
Molecular function (GO): RNA polymerase II cis-regulatory region sequence-specific DNA binding; DNA-binding transcription factor activity, RNA polymerase II-specific
Source: RefSeq, a predicted model, not a curated record